UUCUUCACAAGCGUCAAUUCUCUUCUACUUGUGCAGACGACCGGACUCAAAUCUGAACUUCAUUUAUUUCAGAGCAAACAAUUUAAUAAAAAGUGAAAAUGUCGGAACAGAAAUUCGCGCCAAACUUCGAAGAGUACCUUAUCUGUCCGUACGACAGUGUGCAUCGAAUUAUGCCAAUUAGGCUUACCUAUCAUUUGACAAGGUGCGCGAAGAAUUUUCCGGCUGCCAAAAUGGUCAGAUGCCCCUUCAACUCGACCCAUUUGCAUUCGGUGGCCAACAUGCAGAAACAUGUCAUUGAGUGCCCGGACAGAUCGUCGAUGGAGCGAUACAAGCUGCCAGACAUGCUGCCCCCCGCUGAACCGCGUCCAGUUGGUUUAGUAGUGGAGACCACUGAGGAUUGGGAUGCUGAGCCGCCGGCCCCGACGUACAACCCGAAGAGCUACUGCGACAAGGAGUUUGUCAUCCGCAAUCCCCAGGGUGCUCCGCCGGCGGCUCGACGCCAAUUUCGCGAAAACGAACGUCGGCGUUUCAGGGAGAACAAUCAGUUCUAACUAUCAAUCUUCACCAUAUACAAGUAUUACUGUAUACAUCCAUAUGUAAAACCCUAACAUAUAGCCCUCUUUUUAAGUUUUUCAUAGAAACUAAUGUAAUUUAAUACAUUUGUAAAGAGGAGUGUUGAA
Molecule: messenger RNA, 680 nt
Organism: Drosophila takahashii
Lineage: Eukaryota; Metazoa; Arthropoda; Insecta; Diptera; Drosophilidae
Product: gametocyte-specific factor 1 homolog
Source: RefSeq, a predicted model, not a curated record